Pygoscelis adeliae (Adelie penguin) is the source of this 807-nucleotide messenger RNA. Its product is annotated as chromosome unknown open reading frame, human C22orf23. NCBI's taxonomy places the organism in Eukaryota, Metazoa, Chordata, Aves, Sphenisciformes, Spheniscidae. The record is from RefSeq and is a predicted model, not a curated record. The transcript is spliced from 5 exons. Bases 1 to 579 code for a protein of 192 amino acids.
AUGAUGGAGGAGUCGAAGCUGACGCGUUUCCAGAGGCGAUACCUGAUGGACUUUGUGAAACGAGGACAUACCUUGCCCCUCCAGUGCCACCCCACACCCAGCAAAGAGCCAGCGCCUGCUUCCUCCCCACCAGUUUGUCAGCCGAGCAGGCUUUCAGCUAAACCGCAUCUCCGACCUGCCAAGGUCUGCCAGGCCGGAGAUGCCUACGCCCGAGAGAAAUUCAAGCCACGGGCAAGGCGAGAUUUGGAAAAGGAGAAGCAAAGGCUCCAGAACAUCUUAGCGACAGGGAAGGAUGCGGUGGAGCACAAGGUGAAGCAGACGCUGGUUCAGACAAAGGAAGAGGAGAUAGCUGAGCCUGACCGGUUUGAAGAAUUGGUGAAUGAAGUUCAGGAGAGGAAGAAGUUCCUGGCAGAGAUGGAAGCUCUAGGACAGGGCAAGAAGUAUCAAAGGAUCGUCCUCACUGAAAUCUCACAGAAAAUGCGUGAGAUGGAGAUCAUUGACAAGAAGAGAAGUGAGGAAAUGAGAGAGGCCAUGACAAAAGACAUCCCUGGUGGGAACAAAUCUGAUCCCCACGACUAGGCCAAGGGAAAAAACACAAGCGCAGUUUGUUCCCACCUCUUCUUCCCAGACUCUCAGCAUCGGAGUCUCAAGGGCUGGUCUGUGCCUGUGCCCGAAGAGGGGGCAGCACCACUUGUUGCCUAAAGCCAGAAGGCAGGAGCAAUUUGUACAUAACUGGUAACAGAAGAAAGCUGUUGUAAAAUCCGUCCCAUGCACCGGAUCCCUUCUUGCUCAACGAUAUUAAAGAGA